This is a messenger RNA of Leucoraja erinaceus (little skate), 1044 nucleotides long. Its product is annotated as chymotrypsin-like elastase family member 2A. Lineage: Eukaryota; Metazoa; Chordata; Chondrichthyes; Rajiformes; Rajidae. Gene Ontology annotation, molecular function: serine-type endopeptidase activity. The transcript has 8 exons. Gene Ontology annotation, biological process: proteolysis. Bases 16 to 951 code for a protein of 311 amino acids. The record is from RefSeq and is a predicted model, not a curated record.
GAGUUAUUAAUCUUCAUGUUGUUAUUAAACUACAUGUUGUUUUUCCCACAAUUAAGAUCGUGUCACUUCUACCUGAAGGUCAAUGAUUAUUCAGGUAUAAAUAUCCAUCACCAGGUGUGUGUGGAGGCCCAGCACCUUGCAAACAUGAUGCGUUUUGCCCUGGUUGCACUGCUCGUUACAACUGUGUACGGUUGUGGUACUCCUACGUACCAACCCAUCCUCUCCAGGGUGGUCGGUGGUGUGGAUGCAAGACCCCACAGUUGGCCAUGGCAGAUCUCCCUCCAGAUUUCUCGAGAAGGUCGUUGGGGCCACACGUGUGGGGGGUCACUCAUUGACCCCAGAUGGGUCAUGACCGCUGCACAUUGCAUCAACAACAAGUACACGUACCGGGUGGGCCUGGGCAAGCAGGUCCUGUCGGAGGAUGAAGCCGGGACGGUCUACGCUCCAGUUGAGAAGCUCAUCCCUCAUGAGAAGUUCAGCAUGAUCUUUGCCGCCAAUGGUUAUGAUAUCGCCCUGGUCAAAUUGGCUGAACCGGUGGUCCUGAACGACAAAGUGAAUGUGGGAUGUAUACCUGCUCCUGGUACUCUGCUACCCAAUAAUUACAGUUGUUAUAUCACUGGCUGGGGACUGCUGAAGGCGGGAGGUACGGUGUCCAACAUCCUACAGCAGGCGCUGUUGCCCGCGGUGGACCACGCCACGUGCUCCCAGCCCAGCUGGUGGUGGAUGAUGGUGAAGGAAUCCAUGGUUUGUGCCGGUGGCGACGGUCUUGUCUCCGGAUGUAACGGGGAUUCUGGUGGGCCUCUGAACUGCCGCAAUGCUGAUGGGAUGUGGGAGGUGCAUGGUGUGGUCAGCUUCGGGUCAUCUCGUUGCAGCCACAAGAACAAACCGACCGUCUUCACACGUGUGUCUGCCUACAACGACUGGAUCACUGAGAAAAUGAUGAACAAUUAAGGAGAUCCGACGCAGAGUUUCUAAAGAUUCCAAACACCUGCAAAUCAGGAUUAAAAAAAUAAAUGUGUUUUUAAAAAUGUGUCCAGCUGUGUG